UCAGCACUACUGCAAUUUAAGGCAUCAAGUUCUGCAAUUGGUUCCAUUUCCAGAAUUGGUUAUUUACCUGGAUGUUACCCCUGAAGAAUACCAUAAGAGAAUUAUGGACAGAGGAAGGAGUUUUGAAAUGAAUAUUCCCAUCCAGUAUCUGAUUAAUCUACACAGCCAGUAUGGAAAAUUGUUAGAUGAAAUGAAAGAUAAUGGCACUAGAAUUAUGAAAUACGAUUGGGCAAACUUUGGAUAUUCGUCAGAGGUUGACAAAGAUAUUAAAGAGUUGAAAAUUGAAAAAAAUCCUCUGGUAGAAGGAAAUUAUGACGAAAUCCAUGAAAAAGCAAAGGAAAGUUUUGACUCAGAUCACAAAUUGGACAUGGAUCCUCUUGGUGAUGUUGAAUAACCACAGAACCAUGCAGCCCCAUGCAGAGAUAAGAAACUUCAUCUUUUAUAUUUCAUAUUGUGAACGGCUAAAUUUAAAUUUGGAUACUAUGUCUUUAAAACACAUUUCUUCGAUAAGUCUUAAAUGUUGUGUACAAAUGUUGUUAAUAAUUCUUUAUUGUGUAAUUGUGUUAUGUGUUAAAUAUAUCUUUAAUAGUUUAUGCAUAUAAGAAUGUAUCGAUCUUGUCUUUAUAUUGUUCAUAAGGACAUACAUACUUUAAAUGAUGUUGAUAAUGUUGAUAUUUUAGCUACAAAUCCUUUACUAAUCACGAGCGAAGAUUAUACGAAGAAAACGAUAUUCAUAUGUA
Xenia sp. Carnegie-2017 is the source of this 740-nucleotide messenger RNA. RefSeq names its product deoxyguanosine kinase-like. Lineage: Eukaryota; Metazoa; Cnidaria; Anthozoa; Malacalcyonacea; Xeniidae. The record is from RefSeq and is a predicted model, not a curated record. The transcript is spliced from 6 exons. Bases 104 to 394 code for a protein of 96 amino acids.